AUGGCUACUGAAAAGCCCAAGAAGAGAAGCCCUAGAGCUUGGGAUUCCCUUGAUCCGCCUCUAGCGGACUGGAUUCGCGAUGCCGUCGCAACCAUGGGCUUCAACCAGAUGACGCCCGUCCAAGCUGCAACUCUGCCACAUUUCCUUGGAAACAAAGAUGUUGUAGUCGAGGCCGUCACUGGUAGUGGAAAAACCCUUGCUUUCCUUAUUCCUCUUGUCCAAAAACUCCUCCGACUUAGCGAGCCCACGAAAAAGCAUCAUGUCGCCGCCAUCAUUGUCUCUCCCACCCGUGAACUGGCUGCCCAGAUCCAUACUGUUCUUGUCAACUUACUGCAAUUCCACGAGGCCUCUGCCGAAGUCCUUCCCCAUCUUAAAGGCGACGAAAAGCGACCUUCCACCAUGGUGCCCGCCAUCGUGCCCCAAUUGCUAGUUGGAGGUACAACGACUACGGCACAAGAUCUUAGCUUCUUCCUUCGACACAGCCCUAAUGUUCUUAUAUCCUCGCCCGGCCGUCUCGUCGAGCUCCUCUCUUCGCCCCACGUCCACUGCCCUCAAUCGUCCUUCGAAGUUCUGGUUCUUGAUGAAGCCGAUCGACUCCUUGAUCUCGGUUUCAAGCCUGACCUACAGAAGAUCUUGUCGCAUUUGCCGAAACAACGAAGGACUGGUCUUUUCAGCGCCAGUGUGAGUGAGGCUGUUGGCGAGAUCAUCCGAGUUGGUCUGCGAAACCCUGUCAAGAUCGAAGUUAAGGUUAAGAUGAAGGGAGGUGGUAUUCUUGAGGAUAGAAAAACGCCUGCUAGUCUUCAGAUGACAUACAUGGUCAAGCCAGCCAGCCAAAAACUUCCUGCUCUUGCGGAGCUUUUGCGACAACUACCUAUACAACCUCAAAGGAGUAUUGUCUUUCUUUCUACGUGCGCCGCUGUCGACUAUUUCCAACAUACCCUGCCUCUAAUCCUACCAGAAGGCUUUGCGCUGGUACCUCUACACGGAAAGCACCCAGCUAAAGUACGAGAGAAGAACUUCAACAAGUUCCUCAACUCGGUUUCUCCCACAAUAUUACUCACAACUGACUUGGCUGCUCGUGGAUUGGAUAUUCCACAAGUCGACCUGGUUGUUCAAAUCGAUGCGCCUUCGGAUCCCAAAGUGUUUAUCCACCGCAGUGGACGAGCUGGUCGCGCAGGCCGAAAAGGAUUGGCAGUGGUGAUGUUACAUCCGGGACGAGAGGAAGACUAUGUACAGUUCUUGGAAAUUCGCAAAACACCAAUCGCAAAGUUGGAAAAGCCUGUUGUCAUCACCUCAGAGGAAGAUGCUGCUGAAGCCACGAAGAAGAUGAGAGACCUUGUAUUGACAGACAGGGGUUUAUUCGAUAAGGCCCAAAAGGGAUUCGUAAGCUUUGCUCGAAGCUACGGCGCUCACCAAGCUACCUCUAUCUUCCGUGCGGCCGACCUUGACUGGGCCGAUCUUGGCAACGCAUGGGGACUACUCCGUAUGCCUCGAAUGCCCGAACUCAAGGGCUGGACAGGCGAUAAGAUGUGCGGUCUUGAGAUCGACUGGGACAAUUAUGCCUACAAGGAGAAGACUCGAGAACAAGCGAGAAAGGCUGCUCUUGAGGAGGACAAGUCCGGCACCAAGAAAGAGAUUCAGAAAGAGGAGGUUAAACGCAAGCGCAAGAACAACGAGGCCUGGAGUGCUAAGCAUGAGAAGGAAGACGAACGAGUAGAGCGAAGGGAGAAGCGACGCAAGCGACGCGAGGCAGAGGCAACAUCCAAGAUGACGGACGACGAGAAGGUUAAGCAGAUGGAGUUGAACGACCUGAUCGCCGAGGUUCGGAGACAAAAUCGUGAAAAAGCAGCGGCUGAGGCUACGGCGGCUAAGAAAGAUAAAGACGAUGAGUUUGCAGGUUUCGACGAUUAG
Messenger RNA from Fusarium coffeatum, 1911 nucleotides. RefSeq lists its product as uncharacterized. The record is from RefSeq and is a predicted model, not a curated record. Gene Ontology annotation, cellular component: nucleolus. Bases 1 to 1911 code for a protein of 636 amino acids. Lineage: Eukaryota; Fungi; Ascomycota; Sordariomycetes; Hypocreales; Nectriaceae. Gene Ontology annotation, molecular function: ATP binding; RNA helicase activity; nucleic acid binding. The transcript is spliced from 2 exons.